Messenger RNA from Sphenostylis stenocarpa, 1167 nucleotides. NCBI's taxonomy places the organism in Eukaryota, Viridiplantae, Streptophyta, Magnoliopsida, Fabales, Fabaceae. The record is from the annotation of a GenBank genome assembly.
AUGUAUGAUUUGGGAGCGGCUAUGCCGGUGGGAAUGGAUUUACCUCCUCCGAUUACUGUGGCAGAGGACAAAAACAGUGCAUUUGUAAUGGAAGAUGAGGGAUCAGGAGAUUUGAAUAAUCUAAAAUCAAUGACCAAGGGUAAGCCUCCGCGACAUGUUUCGAGUUUGAGGCCAAGCGUUAGCACCACCGGAUUGAUGGCUGUAGCAGAUUUGAGUUUGGAUGUGGGGGUUACUGGGAGCAAGUCACCUUCUGAAGAAAAAACGGAGUUUUUACCAAUAUUUCGGUCAGGAAGUUGUGCUGAAAGAGGGCCUAAACAAUAUAUGGAAGACGAACACCUAUGUAUAGAUGAUCUUAUUCAGCAUAUAGGCCCUGCCUCAACUAUUCCUUUACCUGGAGCUUUUUAUGGGGUGUUUGAUGGCCAUGGAGGUACAGACGCAGCUUUGUUCAUAAGAAAUAACAUCCUAAAAUUCAUAGUUGAGGACUCCCAUUUUCCAACAUGCGUGGGGCAGGCAAUGACGAGUGCGUUUCUGAAAGCCGACUAUGCAUUUGCAGAUUCUAGUUCGCUUGAUAUCUCCUCUGGGACCACUGCUUUAACUGCUCUUGUAUCUGGAAGGACCAUGAUAGUAGCGAAUGCCGGGGAUUGUAGAGCUGUACUGGGGAGGCGAGGUAGAGCAAUUGAGAUGUCGAAAGACCAGAAACCAGAUUGCAUUUCGGAAAGGCUAAGGAUUGAGAAACUUGGUGGAGUGGUAUAUGAUGGAUACUUGAAUGGGCAGUUAUCUGUUUCCCGAGCCUUGGGAGACUGGCACAUGAAGGGUCCCAAGGGUUCUGCCUGUCCCUUGAGUUCUGAGCCAGAGCUGCAGGAAAUCAAUCUGACCGAGGAUGACGAGUUCUUGAUCAUGGGCUGUGACGGCCUAUGGGAUGUAAUGAGUAACCAAUGUGCAGUGACCAUGGCAAGGAAAGAACUAAUGAUACAUAAUGAUCCUCAAAGGUGUUCAAGAGAGCUGGUUAGAGAGGCUCUUAAGCGUAACUCGUGUGAUAAUUUGACUGUUAUCGUGAUAUGUUUUUCCCCAGAUCCUCCUUCUAGGAUAGAGGCACCUCCUUCUCGAGUCAGGAGGAGUAUAUCGGCGGAAGGCCUCAAUUUACUUAAGGGUGUGUUAGACGGUUAG